CACUUCCCUCACCAGACAUCAGCCAGCAACACAGGCGAACACAGCUCAGCCACAGACUCUCAUCCUGCAGCUGCACCGCAUCCACACAGCACAGAGGGACCACACCAGCAGCCGGAGCGCAUACACUGGCCCCUUCUUUACAUCCACAAGCCAAGAAUUAAAGCCCCUGAAAAGGACCCAACGGGAGAGAGCCCGACCACAGCGACUCCAACCAAAAGAGGAUCUAAGGCUGUCUUGUGCGUAAAAGUCGCCGAGGAAGAUUUUUGUCUACUUUUUACUCCCAGACCCUUCUUCUUCGUCGUGCCACAAUGUCCGAGGUGCUGCCAUACAACGAGGGGAAAAUGAGCGGCUACGGAGCAGACAGCGAGGUCAGCCAGAUGUCCUUUAGCUGCGGACUGCAGGACACAAACGCCUUUUUCGCUGCGUCGCAGGCGAAAAGACCCCCAAAGCUUGGACAGAUCGGAAGAGCCAAGCGAGUGGUCAUCGAGGACGACCGAAUAGACGAGGUCCUGAAGGGGAUGACAGACAAGUCUUCACCUGGCGUUUAAACAUGAACGAUGCCUUGCAGACUUUUUAAUUUUGAUCACCGAUUUGAAGCACUUGUCGGCUGUGCAUGUUCGAGGACUGCAGGAGAAAACGACGGCACGAAGCAAGGACGGGAUGAGAAAAGAAAAUGAAAAAGGCAUAGAGGGGGAAACACGGAGAGGGAUUAAGGAAGAGUAAGAAAGAAAGGGAUGAAGGAAGAAAGAAAGAGAGAGUGAAAGAGAAAGAGAGAGAGAGACUCUGGAAAAGACUAAGAUUUAUCAUGGGAUUGCUGGCAAUUCUCCAAACGAAUCCCGAAUUGAUGAUUUGAAGAUGUUGAGAUGGCGGACGCGCUCUGUAUCUCAACCUCUGCUGACUUUAAUGAUGGAUGAACUUGUCAUUACUUCACGACCAUCUCUUUUUCCUUUCCAAAAGCGCUGUAAGCAACAAAACCCUGCAACUGGAGGCUGAAGCUAAAUCCCAGCCCUAUUUCAAUAAGUUGUACAGUAGGUAGGCUUAGCUCUCAGACACCCCCUCCAUCCACCCCCCUACCCCCCUCAUCCUCCUCUUCCUCCUCCUCCUCUUCCUCCCUCCUUUAGGCUUUGCUUUGUUGAUUCAGCGACGGUGCAUUCAUUCAAGGGAGCUGUCCUUUCAGCACUGGUCCGAUGCAUUCCUGUUGCUGUUAACGCUUUUUAAAGAACAGACCAACCAAACUUUCAAGUCUACUAAAUAGAGGAGACCCAUUGUAUGUAAAAACAUAUAUCCGAGGAUGGUGCAAUGUUGAUAUUUCCUGUAGUAGAACCUUCUUUGUUUUGGCCCUACACCUUAAACAGCAUUAGGCCACAGUUAACCUGAACUGCAGGCUACAUUCUUCUUCUUCUUCUUCUUGCAUUACCCAUUAGUGGUCAAAGGUGCAGGUUGGCGCCUUCAUGUAGCUGAUUCACACCUGCACAUAUCUUUUUUUUUUCCUAUUUUUCUUUUUUUGUUUUGCAUUUUCAAAAGCGCAAAUAUCUAUAGAGGCCAGCAGAGAUGUGGAGAUUAUAGUAAAUGUUAAAAAUAAGAGUCAUGAAAUUGAUGGAAAAUAUGUUUUCUAUAAUUUGGUUCUUUUAAGUUUUGCAAAUAUUCGUGUUUCGUCCUCUAUGAAUUUAAAGUCUACUUUUUUCUCCAUCUCUUUGCAUGAACUUUCACUCCGGUGCCAACACAGGUGCCACCACUCUUACCCUGGCACGCUUCUUUUUAACAAAAUUCAUAUUUGUAUUUUUAUAUCUAAAUAUUUGUUAUUUAAAUGAUAUGCUAGUCUAUCGUCUUACAAUUCAUCAACAAGAAUAUUUCUAUUUCAGAGAGGAUAUAAAGAAUGAGACUAGGCUUCACACAGGAGAAUAUAAGAUUUUAGUCGACUGGUCUCAUUCUAUAUCAGAGGGUGGACAUUUUUUAAAGACUAACUGAAUGUGUCUGGGGUUUUUGCACACAUCAAUGUUAAACUAUUAUUAAGAAAUCGUAUACUGUGACUUGAGCUUCGUUGAUGAAUUUGUUAGAAAAUGGCAGUUUUAGAGUAUAUUGCACUGUUUACGAGUAUCCUCAAAUAACACGUUGUUAUUUGACCGAUUUUGGACAUUACAGUUUUGUUUUUUAAUUUUGUUUAUUUUGUACCAUUAUUUAAAGAAACUGGAUAUGGUUUGUUGUGCAUGAAACCUUAAUAUUUUCAAUAAUGAAACAUCGUUUUAUGAAGCAAAAAAGCAACAAAAAUGUCAUGACAUUCUAAGAAUGAGUCAUUGUAUAUUACGAUGCCAUUUUCACUGUAUUUGGUGAAUUAAUAAAUGGUGAAAGAAAUGUAA
Messenger RNA from Sphaeramia orbicularis (orbiculate cardinalfish), 2357 nucleotides. RefSeq names its product calcium/calmodulin-dependent protein kinase II inhibitor 2a (gene camk2n2a). Gene Ontology annotation, molecular function: calcium-dependent protein kinase inhibitor activity; protein kinase binding. The record is from RefSeq and is a predicted model, not a curated record. NCBI's taxonomy places the organism in Eukaryota, Metazoa, Chordata, Actinopteri, Kurtiformes, Apogonidae. The transcript has 2 exons. Gene Ontology annotation, biological process: negative regulation of protein kinase activity. The coding region runs from base 309 to 548 and encodes 79 amino acids.